Ilex paraguariensis (yerba mate) is the source of this 462-nucleotide messenger RNA. NCBI's taxonomy places the organism in Eukaryota, Viridiplantae, Streptophyta, Magnoliopsida, Aquifoliales, Aquifoliaceae. The record is from the annotation of a GenBank genome assembly.
AUGGAUGUUGCUGGUGGUUCUGGUUCUUUGUUAAAGGGAAUGGUGGAUCAUGGGGAAGUACCUCAUGUACUUGCUGUUGAUGACAGUCUCAUUGAUCGUAAACUUGUCGAAAAGUUGCUGAAGAACUCCUCUUGCAAAGUGACUACAGCAGAGAAUGGGUUAAGAGCAUUGGAAUAUCUGGGCUUGGGAGAUGAUCAAAAUAGAUCGAAUGGCAAUGGUUCAAAGAUAAAUUUGAUAAUCACAGAUUAUUGCAUGCCAGGAAUGACAGGAUAUGAACUGCUUAAGAAAAUUAAGGAGUCCUCUAUCAUGAGUGAAGUUCCAGUUGUAGUAAUGUCAUCAGAGAACAUCCCAACUCGAAUCAACAAAUGCUUAGAAGAAGGAGCUCAAAUGUUCAUGUUGAAGCCCCUCAAGCAAUCAGAUGUUAAGAAGUUGAGAUGCCAAAUGAUGAAAUGUGGACGGUAA